This is a messenger RNA of Pyrus x bretschneideri (Chinese white pear), 1503 nucleotides long. Its product is annotated as agamous-like MADS-box protein MADS3. NCBI's taxonomy places the organism in Eukaryota, Viridiplantae, Streptophyta, Magnoliopsida, Rosales, Rosaceae. The coding region runs from base 153 to 935 and encodes 260 amino acids. Gene Ontology annotation, biological process: positive regulation of transcription by RNA polymerase II. The record is from RefSeq and is a predicted model, not a curated record. Gene Ontology annotation, molecular function: DNA-binding transcription factor activity, RNA polymerase II-specific; RNA polymerase II cis-regulatory region sequence-specific DNA binding; protein dimerization activity. Gene Ontology annotation, cellular component: nucleus. The transcript is spliced from 2 exons.
CAUGGGCGUGUACCAGUUCCCCAAGAAAAAGGUAACCACUGAUCAAGGGUGGGACUGGGAGGGAGCAGCUGCAACAGUUUGGGCUUCUGUUGAUUGCUUGUACAAGUACUACUAAGAUAUGUUCAGCUCAUCGAUGUCGGGAACCCUUAGUUAUGACUAAGUUGCAGCUUUCAAUGUUGAUAAAUGGGCUGGAUAUUGGGGUAGAAUUCACACACCUUCAUCUUUGUCAUCUCCAAUAUCUCUCUCAAUUCAAGUUUGCAAUGAAUUCCAACUUUGGAUCCUCUUCACAUUCCAACUGGGGGUCCUUAUCCAAUUCCGAAUUGGAAGAUAAAUUGACGCAGACGAAACAAGAAGAUGAGGAGUCCGAUGAAGAAGAUGAAGCAUGGUGCAACACAACAUAUAUGGCAGUAAGGGCUGGGGUCAUGGCGUGUGAGGAAACUGAAGAACAACCUCAAUGGGAUGGCUCUGUUGCUGGUCACUCUUACAAACCACGAAAUAGAGAGAUGGCGCAUGAGACUUUGACGAAUAAUUACUUCAACUCCAACUCAGUGUACAUAGAAGAGGAUUUCAGACGCCACUUUCGGAUGAGGCUUCAUGUCUUUGAGCGUUUACUUCAUGAUGCACAACAUGGCAAUCCAUACUUUCUACAGAAAAAGGAUAAAGCAGGCCACGCUGGUUUCUCAACUUAUCAAAAGGUUACUAUUGCACUCCAAAUGCUGGCAUAUGCCUCCCCAGCUGAUGCGAUGAAUGAUACAUAUGGUAUGUUUGAGUCUACAUGCCUGGAUAAUCUUGCUGAAUUCUGUCACACAGUUGUUCAGAUUUACAAAGAAGAGUACCUCGGUGAACCAAAUCAAGCAGAUCUGGCUCGGCUCUUUCGCAAAGUUGAAGACCGUGGCUUUUUGGGCAUGAUAAGGUCCUUAGAUUGCAUGCAUUGAUAGUAGAAGAACUGUCCCACCAUAUGGCAAAGAGGAUUUAGCGAAAGAUUGAGAAAGUCAACUAUUGUGUUAAAGGUGGUUGCCUCAUUUAACACAUGGAUCUGACAUGCUUUCUUUGGAGUCCCAAGAUCCCAAAAUGACAUUACAAUACUUGGGCGUUCACCCCUUUUUAAUAACCUGACGGAUGGUAAACCACCUUAACUUGACUACUACAUCAACGGGCGUCAAUCCAAAUGGAGUAUUACUUGGCAGAUGACAUCUACCCAAAGUGAGCAACAUUUGUCCAAGCAAUUGCAAGCCAUGUGGAUGAUGCCCAAAGGUGGUUUACCAUACACCAAAAGGCAUACCGGAAAGAUGUUGGGAGAGCUUUAAUAUUCUACAAGCAUGGUGGAAGAUCAUUAAGGAACCGGCAAGAGGGUGGAGUCGAGAUAAAAUUGGACUCCAUCCUGAUGUCGUGCAUCAUAUUACACAACAUGAUUGUGACAACCAAGAUGAUCCAAAUAGGUCAAGAAGGACUUGUGCGAAAAUAUAUGAUGGGCCUAAUUUGUCUUGGGAUCCAAGAACUGGU